This is a messenger RNA of Medicago truncatula (barrel medic), 716 nucleotides long. RefSeq lists its product as uncharacterized. The transcript is spliced from 2 exons. Lineage: Eukaryota; Viridiplantae; Streptophyta; Magnoliopsida; Fabales; Fabaceae. The record is from RefSeq and is a predicted model, not a curated record. Bases 249 to 716 code for a protein of 155 amino acids.
UACUAAAACUGGUUUGCUGGUUGUAUCCUUUUGUCUUGAAUAAGUUUGUAAUAGCAUGUUCCAAUUGUUUUGUUGAUUCUUCCGAAGCGAUAACUGGAGGAACUUUUCUUGUUUGAUUUGAUGAAGUAAAUCUAUAUUGUCCCACAGAUUUUGUGGAUAAUCUUAUAAAGAAUCUGCGGCAUAUUGGGGCUGUUAGAUUCAUUUUUGCAUAUAAUUUGGUUGACAAGUAUAGACUAGUUAGUAUCGUCAUGCUGCAACUAGAGAUGCAGAAAGCAAAAGAGAUUUCGUAUGAAGUUGUUCGCAGAGAAAAACACCGUGAACCAAAGGUUAAGGCCAGAGAUACAGAAAUUGCUAGUCUGAAGGAUAUUCUACAGUGCAUUUCAGAUUGCAACCUAGAGCAUCACCACAAUCUAGUUGGUGAGAUUAAAAAGCGCAUUCUUGUGUUAGAACAAGAAAACCAUAAGGAAAAUAGUGUUUCCAUCGCAUCAGAUUCAGAGUCUUCUUCCAAAGAAAAGAAACGCGCUAGAAAAGCAGUCUCUAAGAAUCAAGUUAAAGAGCAACAGCUUGCCCAAAAGAAGACUUAUGAUGUAGCAGGUACAAAGAAUCAAGUUAGAGUGCAACACCGUGAAGAAAAACAACCUCAAGUUGAAAUGCAACAAAUUCAAGAACGGAAACAUGUCAAUUAUCAGGAAUACUAUGAUAAUAGUAGUCGUUAA